UAGUUUAAAAGCUAUGAUCAGAGAUGUCGUGAGCGUACAGUUGUGGGUGUGGUGUUGGGUUUUGUGUAUGUUUACGUUUUGCAGUAUCUUUACAUAGUUUUGAAGAAGAAUGUGGUUACAUACGCGGAAAAUAUCAGUACCUAAUGAACUUGAGUUAGUAACUGGUUUGUAACCUGAACCAGAUGAAUCUACUAUUCAUUAUCACAUCCUAUAUCUCCAACAAAUUUAUGAAGGCCGCUUUUUGAACUACUCGUAGAUACAGUUCUUGUAUACAACCAUGGCUGAAAAAGUAAACGCAUUUAAUAAAGAUAAAUACAAGAGUGAUAAUGUGAAAGCAGCCGAUCUCAUCGCACGGACCACAAGAUUAAAAAUGCAGCAAGACUAUCUUGAUAAGACACAGGCUAUUGCAAUGAAGAGGAUGAAAUGUUUAGAUCAUCAUGCUGCACAAGAUAUAUUAGCUAGUUAUAAAGAGAUGGAAUCCCAAAGAUUUCAUGAGUGUGAAAGACUUCAUCAUUCGGUGUUUUCAAUUUCACAUUCUUUGAAAAAACUGAGAGAUGAUGUGAGGAGUGAAGACAAACUUAGACAAUUAGAAAUAGAACAUUACCGAAAAAGUGUGUUGGAUCUUGAGAAGAAAAUAAGGAUAUUCAGUGAAGCUAAUAAUAAAAGAUUUCAGAAAUUAUUAGAAGAAGAACUUGCUUUAUCUAGUGACCUAGAGAACCUAGGAAAUAAAUGUGAUGAUUGGAACCAGAUUGUAGUAGACCCAUCUCUAUUAAAACCCCCAGUGAAAAGUGUUUCAAAGUCAUAUAUUUCAAACACUGUCAAUACCAGGGAGGAGGUUUUAACUUUUCAAAGAUUCCUCCGAGACACCGGAGGCCACACAGGCAAUUGGACUGAAGAAGACCAUCUUUUAUUUCUGCGUCUUCGCAAUAAACACAAAGGGAAAAUGACUUUUCUUAGUUUGUUGAAACAGCAUCUCCCUGGUAUCUCGACAGAUGAUAUACUGCUACAUGAAAACUGGUAUCAGCAGUAUGAAAAUUUAAAAGCCAAACAAAAGCAAGCCAUUCAAGAAUGGAAAGCAUUAAAAGAUAAAAGCAGCCAACAAAAUGGUACAAUUUCUGAAUCAGUAGAGUUGCGCCAAAGAAGUAAAUUAGAAAAUUGCAAGGAGUCGUCAGCAGAGAAGAAACAAAAAAUUGAAGCAUGGAAGAAACUGUUGCAGUUAAAGAAAGAGCUAGAAGAGAAAAAACAGUGGGAAGAUAAGCAGAAGAAACUAGAAUGUGAACAGAAAAGAAGAGAGAGGCAGGCUUUGAAGAAAUUUGAAGUUGAACGCUAUAGGCAAGAGAAAUUGAGUGAACAGCAGAGUAAGAUUUUAACUAAGCAGUUGAACGAGUUGCAUGAGUUAGAGGAACGUGCUGCCCAAGCAAAUGUUCUGCGUAAAACUUUCAGGGAGCAGGUUCAGUUAUUUAUUGCUCGUAAAGUAUCACAACGCGAGCACCAAACGCUGCAGGAAGAAGAGAGGAAGAAACAGCUUCAGACACAGAAGCAGAAAGUAAAUGUGGGCAGAGAUCCUGAACGUCUUUUGAGACAUACAGCCACUUGGCAUGAACGUUGCAAACAAGAGGAUAAAACGAGUACAGUAAACCGUACAGUUCCAGUCCUUCAUCUCAGAAACAUGCCUCAUUUACAAGUGCCUAGUUGGAGGAGAGGUCUCGUGUGAUACAGUAUACUUCAUUAUUUUGUACGUACAUUAAUAUGGUAUAAUGUGUAUGAACUAUGUGUCUUUGUACUGAAUUUUUUAUAUACAAAUUAAGAUGUGAAUAUUCUUAUAAGCAGUCUGUUUAUGGUGAUUUAUUUUGUCUUGUGUAAUUUAUAAAUUAUUUUCCAUUUAUUAAAUGGAGUAUUUCUCUUAUGUACAUGCUUUUUCAGAGGUUCAACAUGACACUCUACAUUG
Messenger RNA from Zootermopsis nevadensis, 1948 nucleotides. RefSeq names its product coiled-coil domain-containing protein 112. The record is from RefSeq and is a predicted model, not a curated record. Lineage: Eukaryota; Metazoa; Arthropoda; Insecta; Blattodea; Termopsidae.